Messenger RNA from Didymodactylos carnosus, 1611 nucleotides. The record is from the annotation of a GenBank genome assembly. NCBI's taxonomy places the organism in Eukaryota, Metazoa, Rotifera, Eurotatoria, Philodinida, Philodinidae.
AUGUGUAGAUUCAACAGACAUUUUGGAAUAACGGUGAGUAAGUAUGGUUUACCCGGUCUUUGUAUACGUUAUAACAAACGUCCUCAGCCUGAUAACUACUUGAAUUCAUUCAAAGAUUUGACAACAAUGUGUUAUUCUAAACAUUAUUGUAAUCCAUUGAUGGCUAUACCGGUUACAAUUGGUUAUUUUAACAAAAUUAGUGAUUGUAUCUAUAAUACAAAACGAAUAGUUAAAAAUUGUAAAAAUGAAAAUGUUAAAAAUGAACGAUAUUCUUCUGUGAUUAUAGAAAAUAAUCAAUCAUUUACUGAUACAAUUUCUAGUCCAUUUGUAGAUCGAAUAAAAUUUCAACUUCCUUAUUCAAUCAAUUUUGAUUUAUCAUUAUAUGAAUCUCGUACACAAUCAGUUAAUAAAAAAUGUUCACAUACUGUUCAAAGUACUCGUUUUUUUAAUCAUAUAAUUAAAAAUGAUGUACUUGAUCAUCUAACAUUUAUAUUACGUAGUAAAAAUAUAUUUUAUUGUUCAGUACCAAAAGUAGCAACAAAAACUUUAUUAAUUUUAUUUACAUAUCUUCAUACGGAAGAACUUAUCACUUAUAUUACUAAUAAUAAUAGUUAUAUAGAUAAUGAAUUAAUUGAACUUGACUAUUCAAAACGUCAAACUCUAUUUAAUCUUCCAUUUUUACAAGAGAUGAUGACACCUAAUAGUUCCAGUAUAAUAAAUAAUCAAACAAUAUUAGAUGCUAACGACAAUGUAAAUGAUUUUACUUGGUACAAAGAAGUUCAACUGAAUGUAUUGAAUACAUUUAAAUUUAAAUUAUUAAAUUCUUCAGAUCAACAAGAUCUUUGGUUUUUAUUUCAAAAAAAUAUUUUUCCAUUAAUAAAAUUAAAAAGUAUUACAUCUAAUCGAUUAAUCAAUUUUAUUCAUCAAUCUAUAAAAAUAAUAUUUGUACGACAUCCAUUUGAACGUUUAGCAUCAGCAUAUUUCGAUAAAAUAGUUCAAAAAACAAAUAAUAAUCAUCUAACAUUAUACGAUGAUAUUCGACGACAAAUAUGUCGUAAAUAUGCUCAUAAUUAUUUAAAUGUUAGUCAAAUAUUAUUUUAUGAAAAACAACAACGAUAUAAUCAUCAAAAAUUUUCUAAAAAAUUAAUCAAACAAGUAAUUCAUUUUGAUACUCAAAAUGAACCAUGUAAAAAUAUUAUACCUAUAUUUGAUCAUUUUGUUGAAUUUAUUUUAACUUCGAAUGCUCGAUCCGAUGUUCAUUGGACACCAUAUUCUCAUUUAUGUCAUACAUGUACAUUAAAAUUUGAUUUUAUUGGAAAAUAUGAAACAAUUCAGAAUGAUGUACAAUUUUUAUUAAAAUGGUUAGGUCAAGAUACUAAAGAAUGGAAAAUGAAAAUGAUAAAUAGUAAACCAACAAUGAAAAAGAUGAGAAUAUAUAAAGAAUUAUAUGAAAAUCUUCCAUAUCAUAUUCUUUGUAAAUUACAAUCUAUUUAUUCUGAUGAUCUAAGAUUGUUCGACUAUAAUAUUGAAGAUUUUAUCAAUCAAACAAAACUAAGACGUUGUUCACCUAACAAGUAUAAUAAACAAUUUUCAAAUAGAUGGCACAUAUAA